Molecule: messenger RNA, 762 nt
Organism: Helobdella robusta
Lineage: Eukaryota; Metazoa; Annelida; Clitellata; Rhynchobdellida; Glossiphoniidae
Exons: 7
Coding region: 1-762 (253 amino acids)
Source: RefSeq, a predicted model, not a curated record
AUGCUGUCAACCAUUGAUGAUGAAGUUUCUGAAAGUUUAAAAAAAUUGACAAAUUUUCCCAUUGAUGUUGUGAAAGAAUUCUGCUCAGUCAGUGUGCAAUGCAUCUUCAAAGAAUCCUAUAGCAAACUUUUCAACUCAGCAGCAUCCAAAUUAGGCAUUGAAGCUGAAUGUGUCAAACAAAUCAUGGAAGGCUUGAUGAAGUUCUACAUUGAUGCUGCCAAGCAGCAUAUCUCUGGACAAGGAAUGGAGCUAGUUCUAAGAACUUUAAACCUCAAAGAUUACGAAAGAAUUAUAUCCGAAGAAUAUUUUAAAAGUGAAUCUAGAAUCAAAGAAGUCUUAGGGGGUAGACUUCUACAGCAGAGACAUUAUAGUCAUUGUCAGUGGAGAUUGGAUGUUAAGCUUGCAACUCGCAGCCUCUACCAGCAAAUCGAACCGAAGAUUUUGCUUAAAAUCCAGACGUCAACCAACAACAACAACAACAACAUUAACAACAGCAAUAACGUCGAAACGUUUCUUUUACAAGCAAACCCGACGAACUUGAUGCACAUAACAAAAUGUAAGUCAGAUAGAGAUUUCGUCGGCAUGAUCUGCUCUGCUCUGCUAUGGUUUGGAAUGAGCUAUCACCACAAACAGACAGUUUGUUUCAGAGCAAUCAAUCCAAAUUUAACAUUGGCGCGUAAUUCCUACAUGGGACCGACACCAGAUUUGAGAGAGGGCAGGUCCUGGGGAACUCCACACAAAGGGGUAUCCACAAUGAAGUAA